UGUGCGCUUGAAAUAAAACAGACACAAAUCUCCUGCUUUAUACGAUACGCAGGAUAUGUAGAAUGGAGGUGUGUACUAUCUGGCUGCUGGAGGUUCUGUGUCUCUUAUCAACUUUAAUGAUUGUCAACACAUCAGUUAACACCAGUCGUGAGCCAAAUGUCAAAUUCACCACUCAAAGUUCAAACCACAGUGCUGCAUACCGUAGUGGUAAAUCAGUAGAUGGUUGUAAAAAACAAAUCUUCGACAGCCAAAAGUGUUGUUCACAUACAAAGAUGGGUGAAAAGGAGGCAUGGUGGCAAGUAGAUCUAGAGGGACUGAUCGUUAUGGAAUACGUUAAAAUAUACUACAGAGAUCAAGUGUAUCAGCAACGACAACGAUUUGGUGGCUAUCAAGUAUACCAGUCGAACACGUCGGAUUGGCGGAACGGUUACCUUUGUCAUAAAGACACAACAUCAACGUCGGCCGCGUUGUCAUUGACUCCCCAGAUCAACUGUACAGGUAGCGCCCAGUACCUGACGAUAUACAGCGACAGACGGUCAGGAGGUCUAUGGUGGUACUCUGAAAACGCUAUUCUGGAGCUUUGUGAGGUAGAAGUGUACGGUUGUCCGCUUGGGAAAUAUGGUGAUGGUAAUUGUGAUUCAGAUUGUGAUGUAGGCUGUGCCAAUAGCCUGUGUGAUCCAUUGACCGGCGGAUGUGCAUACUGUGCAGUUGGAUACUAUAGGCCUGGAUCUUUAUGUGUGGAAUGCCCCUCUAAUUGUUAUGAUAACAUAUGUAAUGCAGAAUCCGGUGUUUGUUCUGUGUGUACUCCCGGGUAUCAUGGCAACCAUUGUAAUAAGACUUGCCUGUUCAACUGUAAAGACAACCGAUGUAUGCAAAGCAAUGGAGAGUGUGAAGACUGUGAGGAUGGAUUCUUCGGAUCGUCCUGUGAUAACUGCUCUGUCGGUUGUCCCAAUCGUGUUUGUGACAAAAUAUCCGGAAAUUGUAGUCCGUGUACUCCCGGGUAUUAUGGAAGCAAUUGCAAUCAGACUUGCUUGUUCAACUGUAAAGACAACCGAUGUAUGCAAAUCAAUGGAGUGUGUAAAGACUGUGAGGAUGGAUUCUUCGGAUCGUCUUGUGAUGACUGCUAUAUUGGUUGUAUCAAUCGUGUCUGUGACAAAAUAUCUGGAAAUUGUAGUCCUUGCUUGGACGGCUUCUACGGGAUGAAGUGUGAUCGUUUAUGUUCCUCUAGUUGUGAAAACAACAUAUGCACACAACAUGAAGGGACAUGUACAGCAUGCAAACCUGGAUUUUAUGGUGAUAUCUGCAACACAAGCUGUCCGUCCAAUUGUAAAGGGGAUAUAUGUAAUCAGACCAGUGGGUUAUGUACAGCAUGUGAACCUGGUUUCUUUGGACUAAAGUGUAAUAGGUCAUGUUCUGGUCAUUGUGAAUGCCAACAGAACAACGGAACGUGCAUAGCUUGUAAGAGUGGAUAUUUUGGACUUAACUGUGAAGAGAAUUGUGGGCAGUGCAGUGCUGUGUCAUGCAGCAAGUCUGACGGACAAUGCUUAUGUAGCGACAUGGCACAAGGGGCAUGCGGGUGUAAACAUGGCUGGGAAGGAGAGCAGUGCACUACAAAGAUGGUAAUGGAAGUCUCAUACGACCAAACAGGAACGUACGCUGGGGCUGGUAUUGGGGCAGUGAUUGUGAUUGUUCUUGUUGUUAUAGCAACUGUCAUCAUCCUUAGAAGAAAACGAUUACCAAAACACAAAAAGGAAAUUCACCGUGAAGACAGAGGCAAAACGUUUGGAAAUGUAGAGUGUUCACCAUUCCCAUUUGAAACGUCAGACACGCAAACACAUAGUGGAGAUAUUGAAGAUACCACAUGUGAAGAUAUACAGGUUUACGUGAACGUCCACGACAUUGACUCAAAAGAUGAUGAUGACGUCAUCUAUAACAAUGUUGAUGUCACCGGUGUCCCUAUUCAUGAACUGCAGUCUAUCAUCGAUAGCAAAAUUGUGAAUGAAGCGGCAGCAUUUCAGGAGGAAUUUCAGACGUUUCCAUGGGGACCGGUACAUCCACACGAGGCUGGUAAAAAGAAUAAACCAAAGAACAGAUUCAAGAGCACUUUCCCAUAUGACCAUUCCAGAGUCGUACUGGAUACAAACGGCAAGGAUAUCGAUACAAGCUACAUCAACGCAAAUUAUAUUGAUGGUAUUGGAAACGAAAAAGCGUACAUUGCAAGUCAAGGACCGAAGCCAAACACCAUGGACGACUUUUGGAGGAUGGUAUGGCAUGUGAAUUCAGGGAAGAUUGUUAUGCUGACAAACCUCGUGGAGGGUCGCAAUGUAAAGAGUCACCAAUACUGGCCUGAUGAACGAAAAUCACUUGUAACACCGACAUUUGAGCUCAAACUUGACAGAGAGAUGAUCUAUGCCUUCUAUGUCAUCCGUGACAUUUCAAUCACCCACAAAAAGUGCUGGCAUUGGGAGAACUGGUACUUUUAUCGGUUUAAACGAAUUGCUUACUCAUGGCAAGAACACAGGAAAAGUUGACAUUCCCAGAUACAUCGGAACGAUGAGGAAUGGCAGAAUGAACAUGAUCCAGACUUAUGAACAGUACAUCGCAUUGCACGAAUUACUUGUAGAAGGAUUCAAUUUACAAGAAUCACUCAUUGUUCGAGUGAAUUUCCCUGCUGUCCUGUCA
Mizuhopecten yessoensis (Yesso scallop) is the source of this 2682-nucleotide messenger RNA. RefSeq lists its product as uncharacterized. Gene Ontology annotation, molecular function: protein tyrosine phosphatase activity. The coding region runs from base 63 to 2531 and encodes 822 amino acids. Gene Ontology annotation, biological process: protein dephosphorylation. Lineage: Eukaryota; Metazoa; Mollusca; Bivalvia; Pectinida; Pectinidae. The record is from RefSeq and is a predicted model, not a curated record. The transcript has 23 exons.